Molecule: messenger RNA, 1963 nt
Organism: Pocillopora damicornis (cauliflower coral)
Lineage: Eukaryota; Metazoa; Cnidaria; Anthozoa; Scleractinia; Pocilloporidae
Product: histone acetyltransferase KAT6A
Biological process (GO): negative regulation of DNA-templated transcription; nucleosome assembly
Cellular component (GO): nucleus; nucleosome
Molecular function (GO): DNA binding; histone binding; chromatin binding
Source: RefSeq, a predicted model, not a curated record
UUUCACUUGCGGUAUGUAAACGAGAAGGGCUUUCGUCGUUUCUCUAGCAGAACGAAACCUCCUCCGGUCCGCUGCAACCAAAAUAAUCUUCCACCUGCUGUCCUAUCCCAACCCACCGUUCCCAAUAUGGCCGAAAAACGUCCGAAGUAUAUGAACUGGAUUCUGGAAUGCAUCAACUUGCUUCGCAGUCGGAAAUCCAGGCCCGACUUGGAGCGAAUUUGCCGGACGAUGCACAAGUGUCACGGAAUUGAUCAGAGAGAUACCGAAGAAGAUUUAGCAGCGCUCGUCGCUACUGGCAUAGUGACAAAGAGGUCUUUUAAAGGGGCAAUUUCUUAUCGAAAUGCAUCUGGCUGGCACAGAGUAAUAGGUUCCGGCAAAGUUUCGAGAGCCGCCCGAUGGGUAAGCGAAGCAAUUCGAGCGCUAGAUCGUGGUUACGGCGUCAGCGCAGUAGAUAUUGAGAAAUUCAUCACCGCUCGGCAUCCUUAUUACCAUAAUUUGAAGGCAAGGAUCAAGAUCGCACUAAAGGAAGACUUAGAUCAUGGAAGAAUCUGGUCGAUAAGCGAGGGCAUGUAUCGGUUACUCGAAUCAGCUGAGAGUCCUGAAAGAGAAAUUCCAGCAUGUGACCAAGUUUGUGAUUUCUGUCUACAAUCUGCAGCAGCAAAUAGGAAAGGAGAGCCAGAAGCUUUACUGAUUUGUAGGGACUGUGGCAACAAAGCCCAUCCAAGUUGUAUGAACUACACACCUGAAUUAGUUCUUAGAAUUACCUCAGAUGCCAGUGCAUGGCAGUGCAUCGACUGUAAAGCUUGUAUUAUAUGUAACGACAGUGGAGAUCCUGGUAGUUUAUUAUUCUGUGAUGCCUGUGACAAGGGUUAUCACAUGCAAUGUCAUGUCCCUCCACUUGAAACUAUGCCUAUUGGAAAAUGGGUUUGUUAUAAUUGCCAGAAUCAUCCAAUAAAUCCAGUACGUCUUUCCGAAUCCAGUGAUUUUGUGACUCAUGAGGCAAUUUCAAAGUCAGAAGCUGGCAACAAUGUGAUGGGUGAUGACAUACCUCUUCAGUGCGAUGAAGAAAUGGGGGAAUGUACUGUUGAAGUGAAAGAUAUUCAUAUCCAAGUUGACGCUGAAAAUGUUCAGAGAGAACUUGAAAUGCUGAGCCAAUCUGAAGCUUCAAGUGACAACAAAACAAACUCAUUGGUACCUCCAAGAGGAUCAAAUGGUGAUUUGCAGACAGGUCACAGUCAAUCCAAUGGAGUUCAUUCGUCUGCAAAUCCAGGAACAAAGGGCAUUGUUAAUGGUUUGCCCAAUACCCCUAUCAAAGGAGCAGGUGGAGCUCAUGAUUCAGCUAAAGAUACAGAAAAAAGCAAAAGCAAUUUACCACCAGACACGUCACUUUGGACUGUUACAGAGGUUGUGUCAUUUUUCAGCUCUUUAGGAUUUCCAGAAGAGGCAAAGUCCUUUCAAAAUCAGGAAAUUGAUGGAAAAGCGUUGCUUCUGAUGUCAAGGAAUGAUGUGUUGACUGGUAUGUCAAUCAAGUUAGGUCCUGCAUUAAAGAUUUAUGUCCAUGUUGCCCGGCUACAGAGUCAAAAUGGCACCAUACCAUCUUGACAAAUAAUGACUUUAAAGUCGCAAUUUUUGUAAUAUAAAAGAAAGCUAAUAGUCUGUAUUUUUUUCCUGUCCUGUAGUUUUGCCUCAGUUGAAAAUAACUGUUGCAAAUAAUUCUGUGUCAGGGUUAGUUUUGCUGUGUACAGGCAUUGUAAUUUGUUAAGAAAUAACACACAUUUCCACCAGUCAAACUUAAGAUAGAAGGUAAUAAGACUCAAACUGCACUUCCUGCCCACACUUCAUGCACUGAAUUGUUUUUAGACUAGCAUUGACUUGAGUUCUUAACCCUUAACUCCUAUUAGUGGUCAUAUUAGAAUUUCUCCUUACAAUAUCAAUACAAUAUCAAGCAGACAAGUUAUGAGAA